CUCCGACCAAACCCAUCAGCUUCUCCCUCUUAAAUACCUCUUCCUUCUUCGAAGAUCUGACCCGUACUGUACUUCCCCUCAAACCCAAACACAAAACCCUUUAAUAUCUUUUUACUGUUCCCCCUCUCUAAAAAUGCGUAUGAGCUGUAAUGGAUGUCGAGUUCUUCGUAAAGGCUGUAGUGAAAACUGUAGCAUAAGGCCUUGUCUUCAAUGGAUCAAAUCCGCUGAAUCUCAAGCCAACGCCACUGUCUUCCUCGCAAAAUUCUACGGCCGUGCUGGUCUCAUGAACCUCCUCAACACCGGUCCUGACCAUCUCCGUCCUGCAAUAUUUAGGUCAUUGUUGUAUGAAGCAUGCGGGAGGAUUGUGAAUCCGAUAUAUGGAUCAGUCGGGUUAUUGUGGUCUGGAAAUUGGCAUCUUUGUCAAGCGGCGGUGGAGGCGGUGAUGAGAGGCUCUCCGGUGACUCCGAUAGCUUUUGACGCGGCUGUUACGGGUCAAGCUCCUCCUUAUAACAACAACAACAAGCUUUGUGACAUAAGACACGUGUCAAGCAAGGAGGAGAGCGUGAAGAGACGGAGCCGUGGUGCAUGCAAGGAAGAGAGAAACGUGAGGUCACAGAGCCACGAGUCAUCGCUUAGUCAUGAGUCGCCAGUGUCGUCUGAAGGUACGACGACGGAGGAACCAAAGACUUGGAUCGGGCUUGAGCUGACUUUGGGGUUAGAGCCUUUGGCACGUGGGAGUCACGUGGUGGUGCCGAUGAAGAAAAGAAAGUUGGAGAGGUGUGGCACGAGUGAGGACGAGGACACGUGUAAGAUUGAGCUCGGACUCGUGUGCAGUGAGUGAAUGGUGCUUUUGCUUCUUCUUCUUUUUUUUUUGGCCUGGUCUUAUUAGUAACAAGUUUUGUUGUUGAGUUUUAGGUGUACAAAUAGAGAUUAACGAAUCUCUCUCUUCUCUUUGUUUUGUGUUUUUUUCUUUUUCUUUGCAUGUUUGUUAGUUCUUCAUAAAUGUGUAGAGGUCUUAACAAAAUUUGCUCUUUUUAGAAAUCUUUGGGAUCAAAUACAAAAGAAAAAUCUAGGUUGCUUGAUGGUGAAUUGUUUUUA
Molecule: messenger RNA, 1098 nt
Organism: Capsella rubella
Lineage: Eukaryota; Viridiplantae; Streptophyta; Magnoliopsida; Brassicales; Brassicaceae
Product: LOB domain-containing protein 40
Exons: 2
Coding region: 134-841 (235 amino acids)
Biological process (GO): regulation of gene expression
Source: RefSeq, a predicted model, not a curated record